Messenger RNA from Paramuricea clavata, 1559 nucleotides. The record is from the annotation of a GenBank genome assembly. NCBI's taxonomy places the organism in Eukaryota, Metazoa, Cnidaria, Anthozoa, Malacalcyonacea, Plexauridae.
GGAAUUCUUACUAAUGGAAGUAAAGCAAACACAAAAAUAACAAAAUUCAGUUCAAAUCACAGGAUUUCGAGCAUCGCACUCGACAGAAUGUGGAAGGUUUUGUAGUGAUUGAAAUUUCGAAUUUAUUUUAUACAUUUAUUUUUUUUAGAUCCAGCCAUAAGUAGCUGCGAAGAACGCAACUGUGGACCCUGUCUGGCAGGAAGUGAGACAGCCAAAAUCAUGUUAUUUACCAAUAUCCCCUUACAUUCGCAUACCAGUGAUGAACUUGCUGCCAGAAGCGUCUGCGAGCAAGCUAAGCAACUAUAGACUCUGAUUGCGCUGCACCAGAAUCGCAGUGCCAGUUGCCGCAGACGUCCUGACACAUAACUGCAUCGCCAAGGUGAUACACAGCAUCAUCCAUGUGCAGCCAUCCAUGCCAAGACACAAUUAUUCAUACUGAUAUAUUCUGAGGUAGAAUUAACAUUUGCCAGCUGCCAGUAAUUCCCAGCGAAAUAUUUCAUCGUUAACGUGAGAUCAAGCUUUAUUGUCUAUACGAAUGGCACAAGCAAGUAAAGAAGCAGAAUUCAGGCUGUAUUACUGGCCAGGCUUCCCUGGUCGUGGUGAGUUUAUGCGGCUGUUGUUUGCUGAGACUCAGACGCCAUAUGUUGACGUGUUUGAAGGGAAAACCAAGGAAGAAGCGGUUAAAAUGGGCUAUGGCAAGGGCAAAAAGCAUUUUGCUUUCCCUGUCCUAGAACAUGGCGAUAUCUACAUCAGUCAAUCCUCAGUUAUUUGUCGUUAUCUUGGCAAGAAGUUAGAUGGCGGACGACUUUACCCCAAGAGCGAGAAAGAUCGUUUGCAAGCUGAGAUGAUUAUGGGGGGAGUUGAUGGUGUUGUCGAAGAAGGAUUACGAGCGUGGCACGCUAUCAAUACGAAUGCUAGUUAUUACGAACAGAAAGAAGCGACCCAGCCGUUUAUUGAGUAUUACAAAACGAAACGCCUUCCAAAGUGGCUCGAUUUCUUUGAAACACUCUUGAAGGAGAAUUUUAAGAAAACUGGCAAGUUAUUGUUUGUUGGAGACGAGUUAUCGUGGGUUGAUAUUUGCGUAUUUCAUGCUAUAGAUGGAAACCUUUUCGAGUGCCCUGAAGUGUUUGAGAAAGAGCCUACUGAGUAUGUAAAGAAAUUUCAUAAUGCUAUCCGGGAGAGACCAAAUAUAAAGGCAUGGCUCAAAUCUGACAAGCGGACCAAAUUCACUCACACAGGUCCAAUUGUGUAGACAUUAACACUAUAGUUGUGACGGUAUAUAGUUUCUUUGAUGUUAUAAUUGAAACUGAGAAACAGUGACAUCUGGCAAACGAUUCAAACCUUAAUACUGAAUAAGCUACUGAAAGAUAACUUUGAUUAUAUGGCGGACUGGUGGAUACAUUAGGAUUAACCAUUACUGCCAUUAGUGUGUUUAUUAUUUACUUCUACUAUAUUAUCACAAUUUUUGUAUAUUAUCACAAUAAUAAUUAUAAUGUUACUGUCAUUUUUGAAGCAGUUGUUCAUCAUACAAGGUUACUCGGAGCAUAGUUAGUAGAGGA